Messenger RNA from Thamnophis sirtalis, 401 nucleotides. The record is from RefSeq and is a predicted model, not a curated record. NCBI's taxonomy places the organism in Eukaryota, Metazoa, Chordata, Lepidosauria, Squamata, Natricidae.
GCCACAGGCUGUUGUGGGCGAAGUGGUUCGCGUGGUCAGCGAGGAGCCGAGAUCCUUGGCCAGGCGCACCGGGGUUGCGUCCGAGGCGAGGCGUGGAUUAACUGCGGGGAGAGAUUCGCCCAAAUCACCCAGAGCUCCGGAUCGCCUGGGCGAGGAAAGCCCCCCAAGGAGCAGCCCCAUGACCCCUUCACUUACGAUUACUAUUCGCUGAGAGUUGGAGGCUUGGUGUUUGCUGUUGUCCUUUUCCUGAUGGGCAUCAUCAUUAUCUUUAGCCGGCACUGUCGUUGCAAAUUCAACCAGCAGCAAAGGACCGGAGAACCAGAUGAAGAGGAAGGAACUCUGCGCAACUCAAUCCGGCGUUUAUCUACAAGGAUGAGAUAGAAGACAUGGGAACUGGUGAG